This is a messenger RNA of Daucus carota subsp. sativus, 924 nucleotides long. RefSeq lists its product as uncharacterized. The record is from RefSeq and is a predicted model, not a curated record. Bases 175 to 684 code for a protein of 169 amino acids. NCBI's taxonomy places the organism in Eukaryota, Viridiplantae, Streptophyta, Magnoliopsida, Apiales, Apiaceae. Gene Ontology annotation, cellular component: TRAPP complex. The transcript has 5 exons. Gene Ontology annotation, biological process: endoplasmic reticulum to Golgi vesicle-mediated transport.
GAAGGUGAAUUGCAUCUCAAUUGAUUUUAUUUUUUUUGUUUUUUUUGUAAGGACAUCUAAAUUGAUUUAAUUCAACAUCAUUUGCUAAGAUGGCCUUGAUUAUUUUUUGAAGUUGCACAAUUCUACAUCUUCACCCCAAUUUCAUCAAUCGAAGAAGCUUGAAAAUCUAUCACAAUGCAAUUCUUCGGAAGCUCUGAGAUCAGUCCAUCGCCGCCGGCACCGACGGCGUCGGGAAAUUACGGGCACAUGAUGUACGUCUUCAAUCGUAACGGCGUUUGUUUACUUUACAGGGAAUGGAACCGUCCCCUCCGUACUCUAAAUCAGCAGCAAGAUCACAAGCUUAUGUUCGGUCUUCUUUUCUCUCUCAAAUCUCUCACCGCCAAAAUGGAUCCUACUAGUGUUGAGAAAGGAAAUCUUGGAGUGCCCCUGUUACCUGGGCAAGGUUGUUCGUUUCACAGUUUCCGGACAAAUACAUACAAACUAAGUUUCAUGGAGAGUCCUUCAGGGAUAAAGAUUAUCCUUGUCACUCAUCCUAGAGCUGGAGAUCUUAGAGAACCUUUAAAGUAUAUUUACAACCUGUAUGUUGAGUAUGUUGUGAAGAAUCCGCUUUACUCCCCGGGAACUCCUAUCAAAUCUGAGCUAUUUAAUACAAACCUUGACCAAUAUGUAAGAGGGCUUGGAUGAUAAGUAAAGGUUCUGGUUCAAGGGCGGUCUGCAAACCCGUGCAUCUUUUGGAGGGUUCAUUAUGCCGUUUACAUUUUGUAUGUGCCUGUGUUAACUCUGAUUAUGGGAUGAGCAUAAAAUUAUUAUGUGUUAGUUAUCCUUGUUGAUUUGGAUUUCACCUUAUAAUAUAAUAGUUGUCAUAGACUCGUACUACCAUUUGCCAUUCCAAGAAGAAAUGCUAGACUGCUAGUAUUACUCGCU